Messenger RNA from Musa acuminata AAA Group (dessert banana), 968 nucleotides. RefSeq lists its product as uncharacterized. The transcript has 2 exons. Lineage: Eukaryota; Viridiplantae; Streptophyta; Magnoliopsida; Zingiberales; Musaceae. Bases 254 to 838 code for a protein of 194 amino acids. The record is from RefSeq and is a predicted model, not a curated record.
CCAAGCAAAUUUCUCCAUGAGACAGUAGAAAAUGAAUGCCGUACAUACUGUGAAUUCCUGACAGCUGGUGGAAAAAGGACACCGCGCCAGCAACCCUCCACCGUGAAAUUGGCUUAAAGAACAGGAAAAGGAAAAGCAUGGUGUAAAUAAAGAACGAGAAAAAGGAGCUUUGCUCUUCCUUCUCUGCUUCCUGUUCUCGAGUUCUCAGGGAGCGGAAGAAGGGAAGGGCGGGUGGCUGAGGAGGCAGUGAGAGAUGGGCCUCGGGAUCUUCCUCCUCUCCUUCUUCUUCCUCACUGUGCUGCUUGAUUCAGCCAGAUCUGGUGAUACAACCGGUCAGCUUCUUCGAGGUAUCAACGAUUACAGAGUCUCCCUCAACCUUUCAUCACUAACAGAGAACGAGAAUGCAGAUUGCUUGGCUGCACAGCUUGCAUCAGCAUUCAAAGGCCAAGACUGCAGCAACACCACUGGAUCAGAUACUGUUCCCGGCACGGAGGAGCAGUUCCCCGACUUCCCUGAUUAUUUGACCGCAUGCCAUCUAAACGCGACGGUGACGAGAGACGGGUUCAUAAUGCCAGCUUGUGUGCCGGACUUGGCGCCUGAUCUUGUCUUGGCCAACUACACCAAGUCUCAAUACAACCAGAAGCUGAACGACAGCAGCUAUGCCGGAAUCGGGAUUGCUGAGGAAGGCAACUGGGUUGUUGUAGUUUUGACCACAAAUACGGCGACCGGAAACUAUGCUUCAGCUGCAGAUGCAAGCGCUGGUUCAUUCAUUUCAGUUGCUGAUCACAACUAUGCGAUGCUGUUGCUGCUGGGUUUCGCCAUUUACCUGGUCGGCUAAGUUCUUUUCUUGUGUGACAGUGGAAGUGUUCUUUUUCUUUUUUUUUUCCUUGCUUUUUGUGAACUUUUUGAAAAAUUUUAUGUGGCAUAAAAUAUAGUUCGCUCAAAAGGAUUUAAGAGUUAUUAUCUUA